GGCACCCUUAGUGGUAACUCAGGAGAUGAGCGCCUGGGAACGCAAGUGUGUUCGGCUUUAAAGAGUGAUCGUCAGGAGACUCAGGACACUAUCGGAUAGACGGUCAAGCGAGUAGGACACGAAUGUAGCAGUACAGUGCCCGGAUAGUUGUUGUGAUAAAACGCGUGUGUUUAUUCAUCAUAUUACGAACCACACGAAGACGUAACACCGUUGAAAGUGUCGCACUGAGUUGGAUAACGAGCUUAAUUUAAACCAGAUUGUGUUGUGCUGUGAGGUUGAGUUAAGAUCGGGAAAAUGGGGAAUCUUCUUUGGCUUUUGGGUUUGCUCUGUGGCUCGCUCGUAGUGCUGAUCAAUGGAGAAUUUAUAGAGAAAUCACAGUAUCACCGUAUGCCGAAACUCUGGCAGAUGGAUGAUUACGACGAAUGUCUCGAGUCACCCGGUCCGGGAGAACCGCCGGGCGUGUACUGUGGUUUGUCCGUCGUACUGAAGCCCAACAAUCGGUCUGAGCUUUGGAAGCUGAUUGAGGAGUUUUCCAGCGACUAUAAGCGCCACUAUAACCAUCAAGUGCUCAAAUGGGGUGUUUGCAUCAAAAGGUGUCAAAAGGCGAUUGAAAAGCUCUCACCAGCGGAAAGAAAUGUAUUAACGGUGGAGCCAUUCCCGAUUGAUGUUCGGUACAAAUUCAAUGAUGGCAUACUGGAAAACAUUCCUACGUACCGAGAGGCCUAUCACGAUGUUCUGGAAAUUUGCGUCAACAAGGAGCUUAACGAUACGUACGGUUUGGUCGCUCAUACCGAGAUACUUUCGUGUGACAAAUCCACCGAUGAGGUUGUUAUAGAUGCACUCGAUAUGUCCUUCCUCAUUGUUCUAUGCGCGCUUGUAUGCUUUGUGACGCUUUCUUCCUGGUACGAUAGCUCGAUCAACUGCAAACGAACCUCCGACCACUACAGACAACCGUUAGACAGCAAACGUAAAAUGGUUUGGGUGUCCUUCUCUAUUCAACGCAACUGGUACCGACUAACGUCGCGAUCGCACGACGAACUAAACCAAAAACUGCGCUUCUUCCAGGCGUUCCGAUUUAUCACAUUAUGGUUUGUAAUAAUUGGCCAUGUCUCCAUGCUGCUUUCUUUCACACCGACCACCGAUUCAGAAAAGCUUGAAAAAAUGAUGCACAGUGUGGGCAGCAUGAUACUCACGAACGGUGUGCAGUUCACACAAACGUUUCUUGCGAUGAGUGGCACACUGUUAUCGAUACAGUUUUGUAGCUUUGCCGAGAAUCGGAAGGGAAAAGUCAGCUUCCUUUACAUUCCAUUGGCGAUCCUUUAUCGUUACGUCAGAUUAACUCCGGUGUAUGCGUUCGUGAUACUGCUGCAUGCCACGUGGCUGCUGAAGCUGCAAACUGGCCCCCUGUGGCGCUGGGGCGCCGAAACCGAACAAACAUCAUGCCGCCGGAACUGGUGGACGAACCUACUGUACAUCAACAACUACGUACAUGCUGAUGAGCCAUGUGUCCAGCAGGCAUGGUACCUUGGUGCCGAGUUUCAAAUAUUCAUCAUCGCACUGAUCGUGCUGGUUACGAUCGUAAAGAUCCCCCGUGCUAAGUUCCUUAUACUGGGAUUGGUGCUACUUGCAGGCUACGUCAUUCCCGCGCUGUUCAUCUACUACCAAAAGCUAGAGGGAACGUACAUUAUCACUUUAGAGUAA
This is a messenger RNA of Anopheles gambiae (African malaria mosquito), 1701 nucleotides long. Its product is annotated as nose resistant to fluoxetine protein 6. Gene Ontology annotation, molecular function: acyltransferase activity, transferring groups other than amino-acyl groups. The transcript is spliced from 9 exons. The record is from RefSeq and is a predicted model, not a curated record. NCBI's taxonomy places the organism in Eukaryota, Metazoa, Arthropoda, Insecta, Diptera, Culicidae. Bases 295 to 1701 code for a protein of 468 amino acids.